AUGACUCUCUCUCACCAUGUGGACUCACUGAAGUUGGAAUCGCAGCUUCUUGCGAAAGCAAAGAAGACCGUGCUCAACCACCACGAACAGUACAUUUCCAGUUACUACUCUAAUGAACCUGUGCCCAAGUACGAGAUCCCAAAACACUCCACCGAUGGAGAAUUGGUCUACAAGUACAUGAAGGAGGGUUUGAGUCUUGAUGGUAUUCCCUCGCUCAAUUUGGCUUCGUUUGUGAAUACCGAAGUGGACGAUGUGCCAUUGCGUUUGAUCUCCGAGAAUAUCGUCAAGAAUUUGGCCGACAAUGACGAGUACCCUUCGUUGAUCGAGUGUCAGGAGAGAUGCAUCAACAUCUUGUCUAAUUUGUGGAAUGCCCCAAAGGGUUCGGACGGUGUUCCCCACACUGUAGGAUGCGCAACCACUGGCUCGUCUGAGGCCAUUAUGUUGGCAGGUUUGGCAAUGAAGAAGAAGUGGCAGGAACAGAGAAAGGCUGACGGCAAGCCUUCCGACAACCCCAACAUUUUAAUGGCGUCAGUGGCCCAGGUGGCCUUGGAGAAGUUCGCCCGUUACUUUGACGUGGAGAACAGACUUAUUCUGGUCACUGAGGACUCGCACCACUUGAUUGACGUCUCAAAGAUCAAGGAGAACAUUGACGAAAACACAAUUGGUAUUUUUGUCAUCAUGGGCUCCACAUUCACAGGAGCAUUCGAGCCUGUCGCACAGAUCUCCAAGUUAUUGGAUGAAGUCCAGAAGGAGACGGGUCACGACAUCAAGAUCCAUGUGGACGGCGCUUCCGGAGGUUUUGUUGCUCCAUUCGUCUAUCCACACUUGAAAUGGGACUUCUCUGUUGACAGAGUGGUGUCCAUUAACACUUCUGGCCAUAAGUUUGGACUCACUACCGCAGGUUUGGGUUGGGUCAUCUGGAGAGAGUUGGAGUACAUGCCCGAAUCGUUGAGAUUCAAGUUGGAUUACUUGGGAGGCCUUGAAGAGACCUUUGGCUUGAACUUCUCCAGACCAGGCUUCACAGUGUUACACCAGUACUAUAACUUCUUGAGUUUGGGUCGCGAAGGCUACACCAAGAUCUUCCACAGUUGUAUCCAGAAUGCUCGUUUGUUGUCGAGAUUUUUGGAGGCCACCACCUACUACGAGUGCUUGUCUGUCAUCCAUAAGCCAAUUAAUGAUGACCAGAAGAAGGAGAUCUUCACUUUGCCUCACGAGGAGGACACUCAACAUAGUGAACAGCUGGUGUACAAUGAGGGUUUCUUGCCUGGCUUGCCAGUGGUGGCAUUCCGUUUCUCAAAAGAUUUUAGAGAGAAAUACCCAGAUCUUCCUCAGUCGAUGGUUUCGUUGUUACUCAGAAACAAGCAGUUCAUUGUCCCCAACUACCACUUACCUCCCGAUGAACUGGAAAAGGAGAUUUUGAGAGUGGUGGUCAGAGACCUGGUGACUUUGAACCUCUUGGAGAAGCUUAUGAAUGACAUUGUGGAAGCUACAGAGGUCCUUAUUCGUGCCCACGACUCUGUUGUUGACCUCCUUCAAUCCAAAGAAGUCACUACUGCUCAGGAAAAGAAGGACAUCAUCUACAAGGUUUUGCUUAGUAUCACAUCCAAUGGAACGGAGGAUGUCCGUGCGGAGCAAAUAGACAAACACGAUAAGCCUGGACUGGGACAUCACAAGCACAAGAAAUCUUACCGUGGAGCUUGCUAG
Sungouiella intermedia is the source of this 1704-nucleotide messenger RNA. Lineage: Eukaryota; Fungi; Ascomycota; Pichiomycetes; Serinales; Metschnikowiaceae. The record is from the annotation of a GenBank genome assembly.